This is a messenger RNA of Ambispora gerdemannii, 342 nucleotides long. The record is from the annotation of a GenBank genome assembly. NCBI's taxonomy places the organism in Eukaryota, Fungi, Glomeromycota, Glomeromycetes, Archaeosporales, Ambisporaceae.
AUGGCAACCAUCAGAGAAUUCGACAAUCAAGUUUACUAUGUAACAACGCCAAUAAUCUCAUUUACAUCAUCUACAUACUUCGUGCAAAAGAAAAAUUCUACAUACCUUCUGUACGAGAAACACUAUCUCUAUCAUUACUUAGUAUCAUUGCCUGUUACUUAUUGGAUGCCUGUAAGAUAUCAAGCCACUCCUUAUUUCUCCUUGCAUAAUAAUGAGUGUUGUUGUAACAUUAGGCAAUUGGGUUGUGGAAGUAAAAGAAAUAAGGGAUUUCUCUCAAAAGAGAAAAUUUCGGAUAUUUUGAAUUGGAGAGAAGACGUGGUCACGAAAUGUUCUGAAGAAUGA